Molecule: messenger RNA, 3177 nt
Organism: Osmerus eperlanus (European smelt)
Lineage: Eukaryota; Metazoa; Chordata; Actinopteri; Osmeriformes; Osmeridae
Product: interferon alpha/beta receptor 1b-like
Exons: 7
Coding region: 191-1393 (400 amino acids)
Biological process (GO): cytokine-mediated signaling pathway
Cellular component (GO): plasma membrane
Molecular function (GO): protein binding; interferon receptor activity
Source: RefSeq, a predicted model, not a curated record
AGAUAGCAAGAAUGAUCAUUCAGUCAGACGCCACCUCCAAGACACACGCUACCGGAGCAUUCAAGAGACCGCAGAAUGAUUGCGAUUAAUUUUUUUUGUCCGAUUUAAGCAAAUGUAAGAACCCCAUACCGACUGAAGAAAUACAUUUGUACAGUUUGUUUAAGAGUUAAAUGCAAGAAAAUAUUCCGCCAUGAACAUCGGUUUCGCCUUAUUUCUGUUCGGGUUUCUACGAACGUCAUGUUUCAACGCUGACGUCCAGGAAGCUGAGCUGGAAAAGCCAUACUUGACCCUCCACACCCUCAACACCCAGUACAUCCUGACCUGGGAGCAUGAGGCAGCAGGCCAGUACGCUGUCAACUUCACCACACAGUACCUGUCGAAGUACAAGCUGAAAUCAAAGAGAAAGGUGGUGUGGAACUCGGUGUGUGUGGGCCCAGAGCACAGCUGUGACCUCACCGGCGUCAAGCUGCAUUACCACGCCAUGUACCGGCUCCGCGUCCGCGCCAGCGCCCACGGACGCCACUCCGACUGGGCCCAGAAAGACUUCUGCCCUGACAUGGAUGCUGACCUUGGGCCACCAUCCAAGGUGGAGCUAUCUCCUGUCAGCAACCUCCUGGGUGUGGCCAUCUCUCCCCCCCUGACUAGCGAGGGGGAAUAUAUGAAGCAGGACGUUCCUCAGAUGUACUAUCGUAUUCACUAUUGGAGUCGCUUGGAAGACCCUCAGGGUGCGAGUCCUGCCGUGGUGAACUCUGGGUCUGAACACGUGACUCUGCCUGGGCUGCAGAGCUGGACCUGGUACUGUGUGAGGGUGCAGUCCCGCUUCGACUACUACAACAAGACCAGCAGCUUCACCUCCACUCAGUGCAUGCAGACCGAAGGUGAGAUCCCGUACUGGCUCAUCUUCCUGUACUUCCUGGCCUCUCUGGUGGCGGCUUUCCUGUUCGUUCUGGGGUCCUCCUACAUCAUCUACAAGGGCUACAGGGUCCUAAAGACCACCUACUUCCCUUCCAUCCAGCUUCCUCAUCACAUCCAGGAGUACCUCUCUGACUCCCCCCACUCGGACUUUCCCCGCCUCCUCAGCCUCGAGGCGGAGGUGGAGAUCGUCUGCGAUAACAUCAGCGUGUGUCUAGAGAAGGACCUGCUGGAGGUCCACAGCCCCACCUCAGACCUGGAGGACGACUGCGGCAGGCACAGCCGGCAGCACAGCGGAGACUCCGGGGUCUACUCCACAGAGGGCGGGUCCGCCCAGAAACGUGGCGGACACAGCCAGCCAAUAGUUGCCAGGCUGAAUUCCUGGGACGCGCCCCUAUUGGAGCAUGUGAAUAUGGAGAUGGGCGGAGAGCUGCUGGAUGAAGGGGUGGUGGAUGAAGGGGUCCUGGACAUUGGCGUCUGAGAGAUGACAUCAGAGGUCUCUUUUUAUCCUCAUGGGGCAACGUGAAGGAGUUGUGCUGAAACACAACGUGACAAGCUUUUACGCCAAAAACAUCCUCGAGCUCGCUUUUCAAUGCUCAAAGUGCCCUUAGCUUGUCGCUAGCCCCUCGCUGGAGUGAUCUUGCUGUGCUUCAUUCUCACAGAGGUUUUACUGGAAAAUGUGACAAAACAAACUAUCAGUGUGUGAUAUAUGUGAUAUAUGGAUGCAUAUAGUUUCAAAUCACUGACUAACAGUUAGUUGAAGACUUUCUGUCAGAGUUGUAGUCCUGUCUCUUGAAGAGUCGUUUUAUUCUGUAAACUGGCCAUGACACCCUCGGAUUGACCAAAUCUUGGUGGUAGUUGAACACGCGUAGCUAGUUACACCAUACAUCUGUGACAAACAUAAGCUAAUUAUACAUAAAUUGAUUUUCAUGAUGUGUAAUGGAAUCAAAAGGAUGAAGUUUAUUCCUAUGAAACAUUGACUGGAUUCCUAAUAACCGAAACAAUGUGGCAGACCCCAUCCAAAAGCCUCGCUAAUCACGCUUUUAAAAUUGAAAUGUAGAGGACUUGAAAUUAAUUUAUGAUCUAAUUGAUCAUUGUUCGAGGGGUGGCUGUGGCUUAGGGGUUAGAGAGAUUCACCUAUGAUCCAGGACUCCUGCUGGCCAUGUGUCGGAAGUGUCCUUGAGCGAGACACUGAACCCUCUGGGUGUGCUGCUAGAUGCCUAACAUGCGCUGUAUAAAUGCAGUCCACUGUUUACCAUUGUUGUUUCUAGAGGUGUUAUUUCAUCCUUGGGAACGAGAAGUCGUUCCCAUGCGACGGUGUGAAAUGUUCGGGUUCUGCUCUCAAGCCCCAUCUGAUAUAGCCUGGUCCUAACCAGACCCUCGUACAUUUCAUUUGUACAGAGGGUCUGGGAUCGCUCCAUUGACAAGCGUUAACUUCCUUGAAGGCGGGUACUCUGUUGAAGUUUAACCCUUGUGCUGCCUUCGGGUCACAUGACCCAAAGAUUCAUAAUGAACCAUCAUUUUGUUUACCCAAUUUUACCCAAUACAAAAACAAAUAAAAAUAAUUUUCUUUUAACCUUUGCAAUGUGGGGGGUCUGAGACAGCCCAACGGUUAAAAGAAAAUGCUUCACUUUGUUUUUGUAUGCAGUAAAGUUGUCGCAAUACGACGGUGGGACACAACGACUGAUGGGUCAGAAUGACCCAAAGAUAACACAAGCGUUGUUUGCUUGGGUUGAUGUCUGAGUUCUGGGAAUAUGAGGGUUAUGGUGAUUUUGGAAGAUUGUUGUUACCAGUAGAUUAUGUGUGUGAGAGAGAGGAUGUGUGUGAGGGAGUGUGUGUGUGUGAGAGAAUAUACAUGUUGGGUUUAAUACCUAUAACUUUCAAAGACUGAUGCCUUUAACAAAAAGAUUAAGUAGAUAAACCGCAAACCAGGGUCUUUAAAUCUUUAAACGUCCAUUUUUGUGCUUCAUGAUGUGUUAUGAUUUUGAGGGGAUUUUUGUUGAAACACUUAAGUGUAUGAUUCUUGUAGAAUCGUGAAACAUUAUUCUAGUAGUAUUUUUUUCUUUAUAUUUCAUUGUAUUUGCUGUCUGACAGUCUCAUUUUCGUUGUGAAUGGUGCUUUGAUUCAGUUACAGCUGGUUUGUCACCUUAAAAUGAAUGGAAUCUCGUUGUUCUUCAGAAUGCUUGAAGCUCUAUCAGUGUAUCAAUGGCCUUUGUUUGUCGAGAUUUAAACUUGCAUUGAAUUAUUCAAACUAAACAAAAGAAA